Molecule: messenger RNA, 2274 nt
Organism: Zymoseptoria tritici IPO323
Lineage: Eukaryota; Fungi; Ascomycota; Dothideomycetes; Mycosphaerellales; Mycosphaerellaceae
Exons: 1
Coding region: 1-2274 (757 amino acids)
Molecular function (GO): protein binding
Source: RefSeq, a predicted model, not a curated record
AUGGCCGCUCCACCGUCUAUCGAAGCGGAUGCGCAGAAGCUCAUCAACCUUCUCAACCGACAAAAGGCGCUUCAUCGUUCGGCGAACGCACGACGAGGCCAAGUCGCCCAAAACAAGCCCUCUCGUGCCGACCUUCAAGACCAGUUCAGCGAGCAAGCUGAGUGGGAGCUUGCCCAGGAGCUUGCAAAGCCUCAGGGGAUCAUCCGAACAACGAUUGUGGGCUACGCAUACUCACCUUGCAUCCUUCCGGUGGCGCAGCUGAAGCCUAUCACCAUCGACGAGCUGCGCUUGGAAACACACCAUCGUGGCAGAGUUCUAUUCGUCAAGACCUUCGGUUUACCGCUUCGAUUUCAAGCAGUGCAGAACUGCGUUGAAGACCAGGUCGGGGAAGUGGAUCGCCUGUCAGUGUACAACUUCGAGAAGUCGCUGAAGUCAACCGAGGUGCUGCCACGAGGCGCUGUGUUUGCUGUCAAGGAGCCGUACUACAAGGUGACUGGUGAUGGCGGCGUGCAAGUUCGUGUGGAUCACCCCUCAGACUUGGUGAAGAUGUCGGAAGAUGAUGCGCGUGUGCCGCUGGGUCUGCAGCCAAAAUUGAGAGAGCUGCGUGAGGACGACUCGGCAGAGCAAUGGAAGGCGAAGGGCAACGAAGCAUUCAAGAUGAAGGACUUUCGCGGCGCAGUGAACGCAUACUCAAAUGGUUUGAAAGUGACGGGGAGCGACAUUCAGCAGAUGACGACCAAGAAGGAUCUGUUGCGCAACCGGGCCAUCGCUCACAUCAGCCUCAGUCGGUUCGAAGUUGGACUAGAGGACGCGCAGAAGGCUGUGGUCAUGACUGGCGGCGGUCAUAAUCAGGAAUUCGAGAAGAGCAAGAACAACGCCAAAGCGUUCUACCGCGCUGGAUGUGCUGCGUAUCACCUGCGCAAGUUUCAGCUCGCCAAGAGCGAAUUCGAGAAAGUACUAGAGUGCAUGCCAUACGAUGCUGAUGCCAUACGCGAACUCGUCCGUACGGGGCGCCGCUUGGAAGAGCAAGAGACGGGCACCUACAACUUCGAAGAGAUGAUUAAGACUGUGAAGCAGCGCAAGCAGCGUCGACUUGAUUACGCGGAUUACGACCUGAAAGUCAUCAAGAAGCAAAGCAAGACCGGUGGCAAUGGACUUUUUGCCACGGAGCCGAUCAAAGCCGGUGAACUGGUGCUGUGCGAGAAAGCCUUCGCUGUGGCGUUCAAAGACGAAGAGGUCGGUAAAUCGGGUCUCAUCGUCAACAUGAACCGCGACACAAUGUCGACGGGCACACAUACCACUCGCCUCAUCUCCGUCGUGAACAAGCUCUUGCACAAUCCGAACCAAGCCGCACUCUUCUCCGAACUCAAUGACGGAGGAGGAUACACACCGCAGAGCAAAAUCAAGCUGGUGGACGGAGUGGUCCCCGUGGACACUUUUCAAGUGCAAGCUGCUCUUGAGAUCAACGGCUUUGGCUGUCCAGAAAUGGCCACUGCGAUUGGAACACGACCCGAAGAAAAGGAAGAGGCAUCGGAUACUGCGACUGGAGUCUGGAUCACCGCUUCUUUCGCCAACCACGAUUGCAUCGGCAAUGCUCACCGCUCGUUCAUUGGCGACUUCAUGAUCAUCCGCGCCACGAAGGACAUCGCCAAAGACGAGGAAAUCCUCCACACUUAUGUCGAAGCGAACGAUGAUCACGAGCAGUUCCAGAAGACUCUGCAGCGGUCGUGGGAUUUCAAAUGCAGGUGUCGCUUGUGCGUGGCGGAGAGCAAGACGUCCGGCCAGCAACGCAAACACCGCAUGGGCUUGUUCAAGACAGCCAAUGAGUUCCUUCGUGCCAGUCCGGUCAAUCCGGUCAAGGCGCCGGCGAAACAUCUGGUGACACAAGCAGAGAAGCUGUGGAAGAGACUCGAUGAGAGCUACGAUGACAAGGUCUUCACACGAGGUCUGCCUCGUCGUGGUCUCCGUGAUCUUGCCCACUGGCUCUGCAUGGCCCACAUGCUCCUCGGCUCCCACCACUCCACCAUCCAGGACUGGGCCACACGCUGCUUGCAGUCGCAGGGGAUUCUCAUCAGCAUGGUCGACCACAAGCUGAUUGUGGAUCGGAAGCUCUCUCAGCAUGACGACACUGGCGUGCACGCGGCCACAUACCUGGCGAGUGUGUACCAAGACCAGGACCCGGCCAUUGCCACGCAGCUGGAGGGUCUGGCGAGUGAGCUGUAUCAGAUUCGCGUUGGCUCGAUGCAUGGGUACAAUGGCAAUUCUCGUAUUUAA